AUGGGCAACGUCAACUCCGCCCUCGCCCGGGAGAUCCGCAAGUCCGCCAAGAAGGAGGACGAGGACCUUGAUCUCUCGGACCGCCAGAUUGAGGAGAUCCCUCCAGUGAUCGGCAAGGCCCGGGCCCUGGUCAAUCUCAACCUGUCCCGGAACCAGCUCACCUCCAUUCCACUGGAGAUCCGUGCGGAGCUGCCCGAUUCCAUGAACCAGUUGAAGUCCCUGCGUAUCUUGAACCUCAGCAAGAACAUUUUCAAGACCAUCCCCGACUCCAUCUACGGCCUGUCCGAGCUGCAGAUCCUGGACAUGUCGAACAACCAGCUGCGCAACAUCCUCGACGAUGUGGCCUCGCUUGUCGGCCUCGAGAAAUUCAUCCUCUUCGAGAACCGGAUUGUCUCUAUCUCGAAGGAAAUUGGCAACCUGCAGAAGCUCCGCAUUCUUGACCUCAAUGACAACAACGUCCAGCGUCUGCCUGAAGAGCUGUGCGACCUUGAGCACCUCCAGCAGCUUACCCUCCGCGACAACAAGAAUCUGUCCUCCCUGCCGGAUGCGGCCAAGAUGCUCAAGUCCAUCCAGCACCUGGACCUGUCAAACACCUCCAUCAACGAGAUGCCCAGCUGCCUGAUCUACUGGGAGAAGCUGGAGAUCUUGCGCAUGGAUGACAACCCGCAGCUGGGCAUCCUGGAUGAGCAGGACCUCGGUGCCCUGAAGACCCUGAAGACCCUGUCGCUGAUGGAUUGCUCGCUGAGCGACCUCCCCGACACGCUGGUCGGCAGUGGGAAGACCCUGGAGCACCUGGCCCUUCGCAAGAACAAGCUCAAGGUUCAGUCCUUCCCGAUGAUGGAUUUCGGCCGGCAGAUGAUUGCCCUGAAGUAUCUGAACCUGGGUGAUAACCAGUUUGAUGCCAUCCCCGACGCUGUGUUCGAGCUUGCUCAGCUCGAAGAGUUGGAUAUGUCCCAGAACAUCAUCAGUGUCAUCCCGGGGGAUAUCGCUCGGCUGGGGAACCUUCGCCGCCUGGUUCUCAACCACAACCAGUUGUCCAGCCUCCCGGCCGCCCUUGGCGAGUGCUCCAACCUCACUUCUUUCGAGGCGCGGAACAACAUCAUCGGCGCCCUGCCGAAGGAGCUGGCCAAUGCUUCUGAGCUGGUCCGUUUGGACUUCACCAACAACCAGCUGUCCGACCUGCCGACCGACCUCCACCGGUUGGCAAACCUCAAGCACUUCCUGCUUAGUGAGAAUACCAUUGUCGACCCGCCGCCGCGGGUCAUCAGCCUUGGCGCCGAUGCCAUCCGCAAGCAUCUCAAGGCUCGCUCCGGGUAA
This is a messenger RNA of Fonticula alba, 1317 nucleotides long. RefSeq lists its product as hypothetical. Gene Ontology annotation, molecular function: protein binding. NCBI's taxonomy places the organism in Eukaryota, Rotosphaerida, Fonticulaceae. The record is from RefSeq and is a predicted model, not a curated record. The transcript has 7 exons. The coding region runs from base 1 to 1317 and encodes 438 amino acids.